Messenger RNA from Musa acuminata subsp. malaccensis (wild Malaysian banana), 787 nucleotides. Its product is annotated as ubiquitin-conjugating enzyme E2-17 kDa-like. NCBI's taxonomy places the organism in Eukaryota, Viridiplantae, Streptophyta, Magnoliopsida, Zingiberales, Musaceae. The record is from RefSeq and is a predicted model, not a curated record. Gene Ontology annotation, cellular component: nucleus. Gene Ontology annotation, biological process: ubiquitin-dependent protein catabolic process; protein polyubiquitination.
UGAGUCGUGUGGAGAAGCAUUUCCGCGAUUUAAAAGCAACCCACGAGCACAAAUUUCCCAUCACUUUUCUCUUCCCGUUUCUGCAUCCGGCCGCCAGAGAUAGAACGCCGGUUUAGGUCAUCGCCCGAUCCAUGGCUUCGAGGCGGAUCAUCAAGGAGCUGAAGGAUCUCCAGAGGGAUCCCCCGACUUCAUGUAGCGCAGGGCCAGUGGCUGAAGACAUGUUUCAUUGGCAAGCUACAAUAAUGGGUCCACCAGACAGUCCAUAUGCAGGGGGAGUUUUUCUUGUCACUAUCCACUUCCCUCCAGAUUAUCCAUUCAAGCCACCUAAGGUUGCUUUCAAGACGAAGGUUUUCCACCCAAAUAUUAAUAGCAAUGGAAGCAUUUGCCUGGACAUCUUAAAGGAACAAUGGAGCCCUGCAUUGACUAUUUCCAAGGUGCUGUUGUCAAUCUGCUCCCUCUUAACUGAUCCAAACCCAGACGAUCCUUUGGUACCAGAGAUCGCCCAUAUGUACAAGGCAGAUAAGGCCAAGUAUGAGACCACGGCAAGGAGCUGGACCCAGAGGUAUGCAAUGGGCUAAAAGAUCAUGGUGGUACAAAAGAUUGUUGGGGCCUUCCCCUUCUUGAUCUGUGGUGUUUGUUGUCUUUGUAAGAUUGAAAUUAUCUGUCUCUGAUAGGGAAACCCCCCCCCCCCCUCCCCACAAACUUAUCAGACGACUGCUAUGGUUGAUUGUUUAUUUACAAGUUUAUAUUUGAAUCUUAAAAGACUUCUUUCUCGGGCUUUCAAUUA